Messenger RNA from Rhodotorula graminis WP1, 1077 nucleotides. RefSeq lists its product as uncharacterized. The coding region runs from base 1 to 1077 and encodes 358 amino acids. NCBI's taxonomy places the organism in Eukaryota, Fungi, Basidiomycota, Microbotryomycetes, Sporidiobolales, Sporidiobolaceae. Gene Ontology annotation, biological process: mRNA splicing, via spliceosome. The record is from RefSeq and is a predicted model, not a curated record. Gene Ontology annotation, cellular component: spliceosomal complex. The transcript has 5 exons.
AUGAGCGACCCUGCACAAGACCCUGCUGCUGCGACCGCACCUCCACCCACUUUCAAGCGCAAGAAGCGACCCGCCCAGUCGAGGACUGUCGACUCGACGCCCCUCCUCGGCUCGAACCAGGACGACCAGGACAACGACCACCGCGACUCGACCAGCGAGACCCUCGACGAGCUCCUCGCCCUCCGUCGCCUCAAGCGCUCCACCGCCGGCCUCGAGCUCGACCGUCUCAACUCGGGCGAGCGCCGAAAGCGCGCAAAGCCCACCGCGACCCCGGGAGACGGCGCACCAGCAGAUGGCGGCACCGUCCUGCGCGAGGACGGCACGGUCGAGGGCACCCAGGGCGGCUUGCGCUCUGGUGCCGGAGGCGACCGCCUGCGCGACGACGCCGAGAGCCACGACGCUCGACAGCGCAAGAUCAUCAAGACGGACAACUUCACCGGCCAGACCAACACGGUCGACGUCGACAAGCACAUGCUCGCCUACAUCGACGCCGAGCUCGCCAAGCGUCGCGACCCGUCCUUGGCCUCGGGCGCCGACGCCGGCGCGUCCAAGAAGGCGCUCGACCCGCGCGACGAGCUGUACGCCGUCGCCGACAAGUACAAGUUUGCCGACAUUGCCGCGGCCGAGCAGGGCAAGAAGGACCGCGACGAGGACGAGGGCAACGUGACGUUGAGCGCGAGCAUGCUCAUGGGCAUUCCCGAGGUCGACCUCGGCAUCGACACCAAGCUCGCCAACAUCGAGGCGACCGAAAAGGCCAAGCGCCAGCUCAGCGACGCCAAAGCCGCAGCACGGGCGGCCCGACUUGCGCACGACGAGGCCGACGAGAUGGCCGCCGACCGCUUCUACCGCCACCGCCGCCCGCUCGAAAGCGACACGGACGCGCUCGAGCGCGCACGUGCCGCCGCCCUCGCCGCGGCCGACCCGGCGCUCGCCGACCCGGACUAUGCGCUGCGCAAGGCCAAGCCCAACGGCGGGCGCGGCGGCGGCGGUGGUGGGGGAGGAGGAGGGAGGAGGGAGCUCGCGACGGACGAGAUGGCCAUGGCGAGGUUCAGGAAGAGGGAGGGCGGCAAGAGGUGA